AUGGUCGAAUACGGUGUUAUUGUUACCAAUAAAUUUGGCACACUUAACGAUGACGAAAAUGAAGAUCCAGAAGUAAUUUUGAAAAAAGCUGAGGCGGCAAGCAAAAAAGAAGAGAAAACAGCUAGUCAAAAGAAAGCAGAUCGGCAUGCAGCAGCUAGGAAGAAGAAAGAGACUGCUGCACUGAAGGCAGCAGUUUCUGAAUUGGAAAAGAAAAAAGCCACAUUGAUUAAAGCACCAAUAAGUGACGUUUUUGCUGAGCGCUUUGGCGAAUUUAGAGGCCGACCUCGUAUUCGUGGUUUUAGAGGAGGCAAUCGAGGAGGGUUUCGUCGUGGUGGUUUUCGAACUGGGAACGAUGAACAACUUAUAGAUCCUAAUGUCACCGUUAAUGGAAUUCAAAAUGGUGAAAAUGCUAUUGAAGCCAUUGAUCGAGGAUCCAUCCGUACUGCAUCUUAUGGUGGAGGAUUCGGUGGUAGAGCGAAUUUCCGGCGUCGUUUUCUUCGGGGUGGCCGACAAAGUGAUCGAACGAAUGAUGAAAUUAGAACUACUGGUUUGUCUUUCGAAAAACGCGAUAGCCUUAAUAAGGCAAAUGAAGGUGCAGGACGUGAAGAAACCAUUGAGGACAUUGAAAAUAAUACCCCCGAAGAUGAGAAAAUGAGAAAAGAGAAUAUUGUUUUAAACGAAAAGAAUGAAGAAGAACAGCGCACAGAAAUGGAAAAUGAUGUUACAGUGAAACAACUCACUCUUGAUGAAUUCAAAGCACAAACUGCUGCAAAACGAUCUGAACCACAAUUUAAUAUACGCAAAGCAGGAGAAGGUGCUAACGAAAAGGAAUUUGGGAAACUUAUCCCACUUCCAAAGCGUGAAAUUGUGGAAGAACCUGUUGAUGAAAUUGUUGUUGUCCGUCGCGAACCACGCACAAAGCGAUUGGACAUUGAGAUCAAUUUUACUGAUGAGCAAAGAGGUCGAGGAGGCGGACGUGUUCGAGAUGGCUUUAGAGGAGGACGUAGUCAUCGUAGUGGACGAGGCGAUGGACGAGGAUUCCGGCAAAAUCUAAAUUUCGAAGUAUCAGCCGAUGCUUUUCCAGCUCUGGGAAGUUACUGA
Molecule: messenger RNA, 1101 nt
Organism: Dracunculus medinensis (Guinea worm)
Lineage: Eukaryota; Metazoa; Nematoda; Chromadorea; Rhabditida; Dracunculidae
Source: the annotation of a GenBank genome assembly